AUGAACUAUGGACUUUCAACUAAGUCAACACGAUUAUUGGCAUACCAGUUUGAUGUAAAAAAUAAUAAGAUUUGCCUUUCAUCAUGGAUCAAGAAUAAAAUUGCAGGGAUUGAUUGGUUGCAAGGUUUUAUGAAAAGACAACCAGAGUUGUCUUUACGAACACCUGAAGCAACUAGCUUUGCUCGAUCAACUGCCUUUAACCGACACACUGUUGGAGAAUUUUUCCAAAAUGUAGAAACAGCAAGAAUCACAUCUGCAGAGCAAGGAACAUUAGUAACUGUAUGUUGUGCUUCAAAUGCAAUUGGAAACUCUAUUCCUCCACUAUUUGUUUUUCUUAGGGUCAAAUUUCAUGAUUACAUGAUAAAGGAAGGUCCUCCUGGAUGCGUGGGAUUUGCAAAUCCUUCUGGUUGGAUGAGUUCAGACAUUUUUAUAGAAUGGAUAAAACAUUUUGUGAGGUAUUCAAACUGUUCUCAUGAGUCUCCAGUUUUGUCACUUCUGGACAGCCAUAAAAGUCAUAUUUCUGUUAGAGCUUGUUAUUUCUGUUUGGAUCUUGCAAUUCAACAUGGAAUUACAAUGCUAAGUUUUCCUCCCCAUUUUACCCAUAAAUUGCAACCAUUGGAUAGAAUUGUUUUUGGACCAUUGAAAAGGUUUUACAAUGCUGCGUGUGAUAAUUGGAUGGUCACAAAUCCAAGACCUAUGACCAUUUAUGAUAUUGCUUCAAUAGUUCGCGAACCAUAUACAAAAGCUUUCUCACUAUCUAAUAUACAGAGAGGAUUUCAAGUAGCUGGCAUUGAGCCAUUUAAUCCAGAAAUUUUUAAAGAUGAUGAAUAUUUACUAUCAUCAGUUACAGAUCGUGCUGCUCCAAAUGUAGUAAACAAUUCUUGUGAAACCUGA
Hydra vulgaris (swiftwater hydra) is the source of this 894-nucleotide messenger RNA. RefSeq lists its product as uncharacterized. Gene Ontology annotation, cellular component: nucleus. Lineage: Eukaryota; Metazoa; Cnidaria; Hydrozoa; Anthoathecata; Hydridae. The record is from RefSeq and is a predicted model, not a curated record. Gene Ontology annotation, molecular function: DNA binding.